Molecule: messenger RNA, 843 nt
Organism: Nannizzia gypsea CBS 118893
Lineage: Eukaryota; Fungi; Ascomycota; Eurotiomycetes; Onygenales; Arthrodermataceae
Exons: 2
Coding region: 1-843 (280 amino acids)
Source: RefSeq, a predicted model, not a curated record
AUGGCCGUCGAUUACAGGAAUGGAGUUGCGAUAUUCAGUCUAAUCGUCUACCUCCCUUGCUUCUUCGUCGCCGUUUAUGUUGCCCUUCGACAUGGCUUCGCCAAGGCAGCGGGAUGGUACUUCCUUGUCAUGCUCUCCUUGGUCCGUAUUGUCGGCGCAUGCUUGGAGUUAGCAACCAUAGCAAACCCGUCUGAAGGGCUUUUCACGGGCGCAGCAGUGUGUAACUCUGUCGGGGUAUCACCAUUAAUCCUAGCCUGCAUCGGCCUCAUUAACAGAGCGAACAAUUCCAUAAUAAACAGAGGCAAGAAGGGAGUUCCGCCCAUUGUAUUCCGUGUGAUCGGGGUUCUGGUACUGGUUGGCCUUAUUCUCGCCAUUGUCGGCAUCACCAACCGGAAUGAUGGCGACAUGCCAUACACGCCAUCCGUCGAAAGCAAAGCCGCUAUCUGCAUCACUCUCGGGGUCUGGGUUAUUACCAUUGGUGCAGUCUUUAUCAUCAACGCCAACAAGCAAUAUCUUCCCGACGGCGAAAAGAAACUCUUGCUUGCCAUUGCAAUCUCUCUCCCUUUCAUCCUCGUCCGCUUGUUGUACAGCUUCAUCAGCGCCUUUAGCCGCAGUCCCAAGUUUAGCAUUGUUUCUGGAGAUGUUACAAUCUACUUGCUCAUGGCUGUACUAGAGGAAAUGGUCGUUGUUAUUACCUUCAUUGCUGUUGGGGUUACCUUACAACAAGACGGAACCGCAGCUUAUAAGGGCGAGUCUGGAUCUGACGAGGAAGAGAUGAGAUUUUACCCAGAAGGACGUGAUACUCAGUAUGGACAAAGUGUUCCUGCUCCUUACAGCCGUUGA